Molecule: messenger RNA, 2503 nt
Organism: Phlebotomus argentipes
Lineage: Eukaryota; Metazoa; Arthropoda; Insecta; Diptera; Psychodidae
Gene: opa
Product: pair-rule protein odd-paired
Exons: 3
Coding region: 306-1829 (507 amino acids)
Biological process (GO): regulation of transcription by RNA polymerase II; central nervous system development
Cellular component (GO): nucleus
Molecular function (GO): DNA-binding transcription factor activity, RNA polymerase II-specific; RNA polymerase II cis-regulatory region sequence-specific DNA binding
Source: RefSeq, a predicted model, not a curated record
CUGUAGUGAGGUCAAAUCUUGAUAGAAUUUGAGACGUUAGUCCCGCUGCGAUUGUCGUAUUGGAAGCACCAUGUUGCUGCUUCCCACAAGCUAAACGGUCGCGACAUUUCUGUUAUUCCGUACAAAUCCGCUCGAAUCCCUGGUGAAUAUUCUCUGACUCAAGUGGUACUCGAUGGGCAACCAUGACUUGACUCCCUGACUCUGGUGUGCAGUGUUUGUGUAAGAUUUGCGAUCACGCUUAGGGAGGAUAUAGGACUGAAGUGAGAAAUCUACCCAAGGACUGAAUGAUAGUGAAGUGGUGAAAGAUGAUGAUGAAUGCAUUUAUGGACACGGGAGCGUCGGCUCACCAUCUGGCCACGUACGGGCUGAAGAUGUCGCCAACGGGACUGGGCCAGGAAGCGGCCGCUGGCAUGGCGGGAGCGCCCCCAAUGAACGAAAUGCCCUCGUCCGCGAGCCAGCACUAUCAGAAUACCGCCGCGGCGGGCUACCCGCCGCACCAUCCCACGCACAUGAGCCACCUGAAUGGCCAGAACUCCCUGUACCCCAGGGACUUCCUCCUGCGGCGCGACAAUGAGUACAUCCCGCCCGGAGGUGCGAGUCAGGCUGCUGAUCCCAUGCUCUUCCCAUCCAUCCACCACCCGCACCCAUCGAUGCACGACAACCUCAACCACCACCCCGUGGGUCAGCAUCACUUCCAUCAGCACCAGAUGCGGAUGGGCAUCGCCCCGGACUACUCGCAUCCGGCCUACCAUCAUCCGCACCAGGGCAACUUCCCGUCGGUGCACCACCACAACCUGGCCAACUUGCCCAUGAACACCCAGCCGGGCGCCUUCAUCCGCUACAUGCGCCACCACCAGCCCUCGGCCAUCAAGCAGGAGAUGACGUGUCUCUGGGUGGAUCCGGAGACACCCAUGCUCCACCAGAGCUCGGCCCCUGGCAGAAAGACCUGCGGCAAGACCUUCAACUCCAUGCAGGACAUCGUGACGCACCUCACGGUGGAGCACGUCGGCGGCCCCGAGUGCACCACGCACGCCUGCUUCUGGAUGGGCUGCACGCGCAACGGGCGCCCCUUCAAAGCCAAGUAUAAGCUCGUCAAUCACAUCCGCGUGCACACGGGCGAGAAGCCCUUCCCGUGUCCCUAUCACGGCUGCGGCAAAGUCUUCGCGCGCUCCGAGAACCUCAAGAUCCACAAGCGGACACAUACUGGUGAGAAGCCGUUCAAGUGUGAGCACGAGGGAUGCGACAGGAGAUUUGCCAAUUCAUCAGACCGGAAGAAGCACUCCCACGUUCACACCUCGGACAAGCCGUACAAUUGCCGCGUGAACGGAUGCGACAAGUCCUACACGCAUCCUUCGUCCCUCAGGAAGCACAUGAAGGUGCACGGCAGUUUGGGGGAGAAGUCACCGUCCCACGCGUAUGAUAGUGACGGUGAGGAGUCCAGCUCGUCCAGCGUGAUCACGGGCGGCACGCAGACACCGCCGACACGACUGGCGGCGGACAAGCUGCUGACGCCGUCGUCGAUCAAGUCGGAGGGCCAUGGACACAAUCUGGGCCAUCAUCCGCUGCACAGCAACAACAACAACAGCAAACCGCCGCCGCCGCCGGCGCCGUACGGGCCGCUGGCGCCCCACCAGACACCGCCCGUGUCCUCGGCGUCGUCCAUGCUGGUGGGCCACCAGCACCACCUGCUGUACCACCACUCGCAGCACCCCAACGACUGGUACCACCAUCAUCACUCGCCCAACGCGCCCGCCGCUGACACCAUGACACACCUCAACCACUUCAGCCACCACCACCUCGUGCACCACGGCGCCGCCACGGCGUACUGAUCGGCCUAGCCUGGGUAGAGCCUAGCGAUUCUGUCCACUAGGAGAAAGUCGGCCACCGCGUGGAUUUUUUCUAGUGUCCUGAAGAGCUUGAAGACACCGAUUUGUGCCUCUGCUUGACAUCGCUCUGGAAGAAAGGACAAAGAAUUCGUAGAAAAGUUAGCUUUUAUCGACAAAGUAUCAAAACAAGAAAAAAAAUUUUAGGGCUUCUGUGGACAAAAUGACGAUUUUCGCUCGAUUUUAGAUGAUAAACUUGAGUCACUCUCUAUCUUGGAAGUAAUGACGAUUUAGGAAAUUUGCAUUAAAUAUCAAUCACCCCUCCAAAGUUCAUAUGACGAGUUGAGACCCACGAGAUUAUGUAUGAUUUUCUGCCUGCCCCACGCUAGUGGUUAUAGAGCAUUGACAAGAUAUUAAUUUAUUGCAAGUGUGAUAAAAUAAAAUAUGUAAAUAGGAUGAAUAGUAAUUUUAAUUUUAUUGUAUGUUGACCAGUGAGGUAAUUAUGGCUUCACUCCGCAUGUUCGCAAACUGAAAAUUCUGUCGAAAAUUCAAUUAAUUCACCCCCAAAAACAAUAGGAGAGCGUCACGAGACACAAAAGGACAAGUCAUGUGAGAAAAUAGGAUGAAUAAUGGGAGUUUAACUAUAAAUGAAAUUUAUUGUAAAUUGUAAUGUUGUAAAU